AUGGGCUCCAUGCACUGUUCCCACGCUGUUUCGAGCUGCAUUGCUUUGUUUCGCGGCGCUGGAGCAACUCGGCGUUUCGAAGCAUCCCAUGGGACACCGUGCACGAGUGGGCGACGCAGGGGUGCAGGUAUAGCAGCACCAGGCAUAUCAGCGCCAGCGACAGACAGCCAAGAGCAUGUGAGUGUCAAAAGUUGCGGUAUGCCCGAAGCAACGGGGGACGACCGUGUCUCCCGUCCCGUUGCUCGUCGGGGGCACGUUGCGGUCGGAGCGGGCUGUUGUAGGCGGCCCGUGUGCCCCAGGGCCUGUUUCUACCGAAACACCGAGCUUCAACUCUCCUCCCCCGACAAAAGGCAAAACGGGGCUGAUGAGGGAGGGCCGGCCAAACAGCGAGACAAGGAACACAGGCCCAGAAGGCCCGACAGAAGCGGGCGAAGCACUCGGCGAAUCGUGUCUCUGAUGAUGCCAACCUCGCUCUGGUGUUCCACGUCGGGCCCUGCCCUGCCUCGCAUCUCGCUCAGAUCACUCAUCAACAUCGAUCCUUGGCGUCCUCGCCAAUGGCCCCAAGGUGUCGGAGUGGAGAGGCAGCAUGUCGGGGCCGGGCCAGGGCACGGUCAUGGCGGAGCGGGUAGCCAUGCGCCGUUGCGUCGUGUCUGCUUCUGCCAUCGCGAUCCCCGUCAGCGUCACAAUCGUCUUGUCCACCUCGCCUGA
This is a messenger RNA of Purpureocillium lilacinum, 708 nucleotides long. Lineage: Eukaryota; Fungi; Ascomycota; Sordariomycetes; Hypocreales; Ophiocordycipitaceae. The record is from RefSeq and is a predicted model, not a curated record.